Messenger RNA from Colius striatus (speckled mousebird), 10104 nucleotides. RefSeq names its product BEN domain containing 2 (gene BEND2). The transcript has 13 exons. Gene Ontology annotation, molecular function: DNA binding. NCBI's taxonomy places the organism in Eukaryota, Metazoa, Chordata, Aves, Coliiformes, Coliidae. The record is from RefSeq and is a predicted model, not a curated record. The coding region runs from base 2755 to 4710 and encodes 651 amino acids.
CAGGUGUGCUGCCUGCCAGGAGCUAAGAUCCAAGAUGUGGCUGAGAGUGCCAUGUCUUGCCAAGAACACAGGCUGCCAUCCUCUGCUGGUGUUCCAUGUGGAUAUGAAUGAUGCAAUGAGCCACCAUGUGAGCAAAAUCAAGGAGGAUUGUAAAACCAUGGGGAACAAGUGAAGAAUAGUGAGGCCCAAGUUAUCUUUUCCUCUGUCUUGCCCAUCAGAGGAAAGGGGACAGCCAAAAAUAGACAAAUUACAGAAGUUAACUCCUGGACAACAAGACCUUCUUUAAUUUUUGUAAUCUGAUGGAGUGGAAUGGAAGACACCUGUCUCACAAGGGCACUGGUACCUUUGGGAGUAGGCUGGCCAACUUGAUUAAGAGGACUUUAAACUGAAGGAGGUGGGAGGCAGGGUGCGAAAUGGCAAAGCAUGUGCCAUCCUAUUCAUCAGGGAAACAUGUCAGGGCAGAAAAAGCAACAAUGAAUGCUCCUCAGCUGCACACCAAGACAGAAGGCCAAUCAUCCCAAGAGAGUGAGAAUCACCCCAGCUGUGGAGAAUGCUCUUACACCCAUCCAAGGAACCCUGUGUGCUCAAGCCACCUGAUCGGGAGGAGGAAGUGGAUGAGGCCUUCUACAAACAGCUGAGAACUGCCUCAAAAUCACAAUCCCUGGUCCUCAUGGGGGACUUAAUCACCUUGAUAUUUGAUGGAAAAGCUACUCAGCCAAACACAUGCAGUCCAGGAGAUUGCUGCAGUGUGUUGAUGACAACUUCUUGUCAUAGGAGGUUGAGAAGCCAUCAAGGAGAGAUAUGCUGCUGGACCUUGUGCUAGCAAAUAAAGAAGGUCUGUUUGGAGGCAGCCUUGGCUGCAGUGACCUUGAGAUGGUGGAGAUCAAGAGCCUGCAUGGAAGAAGAAGGACACCAAACAGGAUUGUGCCCCUGAUCUUCAGGCAAGCUGACUUUGGCUUCUUCAAAGACGUACUUGGAGGGUUUUCAUGGGCUAGGAUUCUAGAUAGUAGAAAUGCCCAAGAAAAGUGGUUGAACUUGAAGUGCCACUUCAAGAAAAAUCAGGAAAAGGUGGUAAGAGACCUGUGUGGACAAACAAGCUGCUACUGGAACAACUUGAAGAAAGAAGUCUAUAGGAAGAAAGGAGUUUUUGGAAAAAGGACCUGGUUGCUUGGGAAGAUUAUAGCAAUGUUGCCAGAGCAAGCGGGGAGGAAAGUAGGAAGGCUAAAGCCCUUUGGAAAUUAUUUCUGGCAAGGGAUUUAAAGGAACAUAAGAAAGGCUUCUUCAAGUACGUCUGCAGCAAAAAGAAGGUUAGGGAGAAUGUGGGCCCAGUGCUGAAGGAGGGUGCCGGAGGAUGCAGAGAAGGCAGAACUACCAAAUGACUUCUUUCCUUCAGUCUUUACAGCCAAGGCUGGCCUUAGAGUAGCCUAGACCCUGGGAGAUAGUGAGAUAGUCUGGAGAAUGGGAGACCUUCGCUAGAUGGGUGAGGAUGGUGUUAGAGAUCUGUUGGGCACACUAGAUACCCAUAAAUCCAUGAGUACUGAUAAAAUCCACCCACAAGUGCUGAAGAGAGCUGGUUGAUAUUACUGCUAAGCCACUCUCCAUCAUGGAGCACAGAUGAGGUGCUUGAGGACUGGAGGAAGGCCAGUAUCACUCCAGUCUUCAUCAAAAGCAAGAAGGGGAGCACCUGGGAAACUACAGGACAGUCAGCUUUACUUCCAUCCCUGGAAAGGUAAUGGAACAACUCAUCCUCACUGUUGUUAAUAAACAUACGAAGGAAAAGAUGGUUAUCAGGGGGAGUCACCAUGGAUUCACCAAGGGGAAAUCCUAUUUGACCAACCUGAUAGCCUUCUAUGAGUGCAUAACUGUCUGGCUAGAUGAAGGAAGAGCAGUGGAUAUUGGCUGUCUUGACUCCAUCAAGGCCUUUGAUACCUUCUCUCAUAACAUCCUCAUCAAAAACCUCAGGCAGUGUGGGGUGGAUGAGUGGACAGUGAUGUGGAUCAAGAUCUGUCUGAAUUACAAAGUCCAGAGGGUGGUGAUCAAUGGAGCCAAGUCAAGUUGAAGGCCUGUGGUCAGUGGAGUUCCACAGGGAUCAGCUUUGGGGCAAAUCUUGUUCAGUAUCUUCAUCACCAACCUGGAUGAAGGGACAGAGUGUACCCUCAGCAAGUUGGCUGAUGACACCAAACUGGGGGGACUGGCUGAUUCCCCAGAGGCUGUGCUGCCAUUCAGCGGGAUCUCGACCGGCUUGAGAUGGGCAGAGAGGAACCUCAGAAGGUUCAACAAGGACAAGUCUGGGGAGGAACAACCCCAUGCAACAGUACAGGCAGAGAGUGACCUGCUGGAGAGCAGCUCUGCAGAGAGAGACCUGGGAGUCCUGGUUGACAAUAAACUGAACAUGAGCCAGCAAUGUGCCCUCAUGACCAAGAAGGCUGAUGGUAUCCUGGGAUGCAUCAAGAAGAGUGUAGCCAGGAGGUUCUGCUCCGCCUCUGCUCCACCCUUCUGAGGCCUCAUCUGGAGUCCUGUGUCCAGUUCUGUGCUCCACAGCUCAAGAGGGACAGGGAACUGUUGCAGAGAGUCCAGUGCAGGGCCACCAAGAUGAUCAGUGGAAGUGGACUGGAACAUUUUUCUCAAGAAGGAAGACCGUGAGACCUGGAGCUGUUUAGCUGAAGUUAUGUAUCUGUGAAUGUUGAGGAUGAUGUGGAAGCACUGAUUAUCGACCAUGGAGAAAAUGGACUGUGCACACAGAGCUGCGUGUCAAUGAAGCAAAACUCUCAUGUGACUCAACUUGCCUAUGGAAGUGAAGGCUUAUCAAUGCUAGCUGACCGAGUAGUAUCACAAAUGAGCCAUUCUGCAAACAUGCAGCGAAGAAAUGGUCAGAGCCCUGACAACGUGGAUUUUGUGUUUUCUCCUAAUAAAAGGAAACGACUUGCCCCUACUCUAGUGGGACAGAAUGUGAUGAGAACCAGAGAGGGAGACUAUGAAGACAGUGACAGUGUCGUUUAUGAGUAUGAGCCGGACUAUGAAUAUGGGAGUGUUGUAUCUGAAGCCUCCUACACAGAAGCUUCCUAUGCUGGAGAUCAGCAGAAAAUUCUUAUGGAGGUCCUAGGGUACUGCCAGGCCAUGUAUGAUGCCAUUCAGAAAUUGGAUAAGAAAUUUGACCUGCUUCAUCGGAAGGUCUCGGAGAUGCAACAUACUCGUGUAAAGCCACUGUUGCUCAAACCUAAACCAGUUGGAUUUGCGUACAGAAGUUCCAGUCAUUUACCCCAAGGGAAAAUCAGAGUGCAAAAACCCAUGGAAAGGGAAUCAAGUCUUCAUUUCUCUUCACCAGCCCUGGGAAGGCAUAGCCCAGUCAUCAGGGUUGCGUUACAAAACGGCUGCGUUCAGGUCAAUCCCACGGUAAAACAUGUCCAACAGAGUCUUCCGCUUGAAUCGCAGCAGGCUGUUCAUAGGCAGAGCCCACCGCUCCCCACAAUAGUUUCUACACAUUCGUUGCAUUCGGCAUACACAGCAAAUAACAGGAUGCCUGACCUUUCUCCGCAAUCAAAUCUUGUAGCCGGUGUGGUGGAAAGUACUGUCAACAUUGGAUCUUCACCAGUGGCAUCAUCGUCAAUGCCAGCACCACCUGAGACCAGUAUGGGAAAUAAUGCUGUGGUAGUGAACUACAGAAAUCCAUCUGGGAGUGUGAAUAUUAGUAAUGAGUUGCCAUCUUCUUCAGUCUCCAUCCAUCCAAGCUUCGAGUUUCUUGGUGACCCAGUGAGAAAUGUAAAAGUUCUUGGAAACUAUUUGAUGAAAGCUCGACAAAAGACUAAACCAAAGUAUGCAGCGCGCUACUUAGUUCGUGUCUUGUUCCCCAAGGAAACAUUAUUGUGCAGCAUUAUGGGAGUGAGCGCACGAGGGCGCAGAACACUGGAUCCAAACAAAAUUGCUGCAGUAAGAGAAUUUCUUGCAACUAACUUUCCAAACUAUGAUUUGACUGAACAUGGAAAAGACUGGAAAACCUGUAUCACAAAUGUCAAUGCUAUGAUCCGGUGUUUACGCUCUGAAACAAAAAAAAACCCAGAGACAGCUGAAGGAAAAGAGAAGAUGGCCGAUGCUCCAGAUACCUCUCAUUGUGUAGAUUUCAAUAACGAUGCAGAUGGUGAUGUCAGUUCUCAAAACAUUAAUAAAAUGACUAGUUCCACAACUGACACAUUGCAGAAUUCAGGACUGGAUAAGUUUCCAGAAGCUUUCUACACACCUUUGGUCAAGAAAACACAGUCUUUGGAACCUAUGGAACUUCUUGGAAGCCCAUGGCGCAACGUUCAGUUGCCUUUCUCAGUCAUUUAUGUAGCUAAGGGAAAGUCUCGGCCAGAAUUGUCAGCUCGUUACCUAAUUCGUCAUUUGUUCACUGAAGAUGUGCUGGUAAAAAGUAACGUGUAUGGUAAUCUUGAACGGGGUAUGAGGCCCCUGGACUGCAACAGAAUUAAUGCUCUCAGAGACUUUCUUCAAGAGAAUUAUCCAUCCUUUGAUCUAAAGGAGACUGGAUUUGACUGGAAGGCAUGUGUGGCUGCUAUCAACAGCUCAAUCCGCAGUCUCAGGCACGACCAUAAAAAGGCAACAGUUGGAAUUCGCCGGAGAAUCUCGGCACCACCAAUGUUGAGUGCAAAGAGCCCUCCACAGAGCCCCACUUCAGUAAAGCCAUUUGAAAGUGACACUAUCAAUCUCACAGAUUGAAGCUCUCUAACAUCUGCCUCAAAUCUUUAAUUUAGCAGGCUUUUGUAAAUUGUACUUAGCAGCCUGUGACAUUGAGUUGUCGUGUUAUACAGCAGCACUAAAUAGCAUUAUUUCAUGAGACCAAAGUUGACAGAAGACUUGGGAACCGUAUCUCCAUGUAUAAGUGUAGAAAUCACUUCCCCGUUCCCUGUAGCAUUUGCAAUGUGUUCUCCCCUGAAAGCACCUUCCCAUGAUUCAUUGACUCUGAAAGAUUAAUCUGGUUAGAAAGCAUGUACCGUGUAUCAAGUCAGGAAAAGCAGGUGGAAAUGUGGAGAGGAAACAAUACUCCUCCUUGGAGGAAGGCUCAGAGCCAGAUAAAUCAUCUCAUUAUAUGUAAGGAAUUAAAUUUGCUUUGACAAUUGGAUAUUUUAAUCAAAAAUAAGUAAUGCAGAAAGUAAAACCUCUUCUUUUAAACUGUAGCUAACUUUCACUUCUUUUGCCUCCUGUAGCAGUCUUUGUUGUAGGAUAAGGAAAGAGGCAGACAACAAUGUAAGUACAUUUGGUAAUAUUUUCUUUGCUCUAAGUCUACAAAAGCACAAAAAAAGCAUCCAGAACAAACAAUCCAGUGGUUGGUUCUGGUUUUUUUUCUUGAUGAAAAUUGAAGAAGUUCAGGGCCUUGAUCUUCUGUUCAAUGGCAUAUGUCUCAUCUUGUGGUGUGGAUGUCCAUGGGAUGCAAAUCUGCUGCAACUUGCAUCUAGAGGAUUUGGGUCACGAUUCAGAUUUGAGAAACAGUAUUUUUCCAUCAGCUUCAAGUCAUCAGUCCUUCAAGUUAAAACCGAGGACAUGUGCUGUACGAUUGCUACACAAUCAGAGAUGACCAGCAUCACUGGUACACCUUCUCAAGCUCAUAAUCAUAGCUUUUAAUACCCACAUGUGCAAGGCUAGGCAUGUUUGCUUUGCUGUCUGGGUAGGCUGCUGUUGCAGAGACUUGUCAUCCUACCUUUGUUAACUUAGGAUCUUGAAAGACAUGCAGUGAUUAUUCCCAGUGUCACAGAAUGGUUAAGCUUCAAAGUUGACCUCUGAAGGACCACCUGGAACCAUGAUAUUCAGACAGAUUUUUAAUAUCUCCAAGGAUGAAGACUCUACAACCAUUCUGAGCAACCUGUGCAGGGCCUCAGUCACUGUCACAAUAAAAAACUGUUCCCCACUGUUCAGAGGGAAUCUCCUGUGUUUCAAUUUGUGCCCACUGCCUCUGGUCCCAUCACUGGGUACCUGUGAGACAAAAGAGUCCAUUUCUGUCUUUUUGGCUCCAUCCUCUUUGCAGCUUCCCCUCAAGUAUGAGUUUCCCCUUGAGCCUUCUCCACACUCAACAGUUUCAACCCUCUCAGCCUUGGCCCGCACAAGAGGUGCUCUAGGCCCUAGAGGAAGGGGUGGAGUACAGGCUGUUGUCUGUCUCUUGUGGAUCUUCAGUUUCUUUAUUAUUCCUCCAGAAAAAGGUAGAAAAAGGGUCUCCUAUAAUCUGACCUUCUCUGCUCCCCCUCCCUGGGGUGACAUUUAACAUGAUUUGGGUGGAGAGUUGAAUAACAUAGUCAUAUAGGUUUAGCAUGUCCUUCUUUAAGCUCAUUAUCAUAUUCAAAGGUGUUAACUUCAAUAUUCAUUUUACAGAUAAUUAAGCAAAGGUCUUACUCCAGGCAUUGUGACCUUGUUGAAACUGUUUUGAAGCUGUUUGUCUGCUUGUUCCUGUAGUUUAUAGCCAAUACAGGACCAUCCUGCACCAAAAGGCUUCCUUGGUUGUCUCCAGAUCUGUGCAAGAGAUAAGGAAGCACCACCACUUUUAACCCAUUUAUGUGUGAUCCCCACAAGCCCUCAGCACUUACUGGUACCUGGAUUUGUCUCCAGGUGCAGGACUUUGCACUUCCCCUUGUCGGCCUUCAUAGAGUUCCUGGCCACCCAUUUCUCCUGCCUUCUGGAUGGUAGUACAACCCUCUGGUGUAUGACCCAUUCCUGCCAAUGUGGUGUUGUCUGCAAACUUGAUGAGAAUACUCUCUGUCCCAUCAUCCAGAUCAUUAGGGAAGGUCUUAAACAGGAUGAGAUCUGGUGUGGACCCCAGAGGUACAUCACUAGUCCCUGGCCUUCACUUAAGCUUUAUGCUGUUGGUCAUCCUCUGGGCCCGGCCCUUCAGCCAGUUUCCAGUCCACCUCACUGUCUGCUCAUCCAGCCCAUCGGCAGCUUGUCUGUGAGAAGGCUUUCCUCAAGUUAAAGCAGACAAUAUCCACUGCUCUCCUCAUCUACCACGCCAGUCAUUUUACCAUAAAAGUUUCUGAAGUUGGACAAGUGUGACUUCCCCUUGGUGAAGCCGUGCUGUGACUCCUGAUGGUUUUCUCGUCCUUCAUCUACCUGGAAAUGGUUUCCAGUUUGGCUGCUCCAUCACCUUCCCUGAGGUGCAGAAAUGAGGCUGACCAGCCUGUAGUUCUCUGGGUCCUACUCCUUGCCCUCCUUCGCAAUAAGAGUGACAUCAACUUUCAUCCAGUUUUUUAAUACUUCUCACAUUUGCCUUGCCUCAUCAAAGAUUAUGAAGAGUGACAUUGCAAUGACAUCUGCCAGCUCUCAGCACUCAUGGGCACAUCCCAUCGGGCCCCUUGGACUUAAUGUAUGUAAAGUUUGUUUAAGUAUUAUCUGACCUGGUUGUUUCGGACUGAGUGUGUAGUUGUUCCAGCCUUUCCCCCCAGGUUUCUGGGACUCAGAAGGCUGGUCUUGUUAGUGAAGGCUGAGGCAAAUAAGUCAAAAAGUGCCACAGCCUUUUUUGUAUCUGUUGUAGAUCUUGAUUUAGAAUCAAAGAGUUGCCAUCGAAGGUGUUGGCAAAAGUGAUUUUACAAUGAAUUUGUAAAAGCACGACUUAAUAUUAAGUUCGAUGUCAAAGUUCCCUGUACUACUUACUACGUAGAAGAAACAUACAAAGGAAAAUCAAAUUAGGAUAGAUUUUGAAUAGUUUGCACAGAAAUGAGAGGUGCAAAAAGCUAAGGGAGACCCUGUCUUUGAAUUGCAAGGUUGAGAGUGGACCCCCUUGUUUUCUUGAUGGAGCUUAGGGGUGCCUAGGUCUGAUCUUAGUCUCAGACUUGAACAUGGGUUUACAUCUAAUGGGAGAGAUGCAAAAGGGUAAGGAAAACCUCCCUUUGAGUCAUGGGAGUUGUGAAUGACCCCCUUGCUUUCUCCUCACAAAGCAGGCUGAGUAUAUCUGGUUCCAGACUUAGUCCCAGACUUGAUCAACUGUUUAUGUCUAAUGGAAUUAGCUACAUGGAUUUCAUUAGACAUUUAUUCUGCAUGCUAACAGUUGUUUACUGAGGAUUCGUUGUGAAUAAGGGAUAUCACUGCCUUGGGUAGGAAAGGAUCUCUUAGUCUCAGGUAAGGAAUCUCAAAUCUUGAUGUUAAAGAAGUACUUACUGCCCAAGCAUCUGGCAUUGGUUCACUCCAAACUUCUGAACCCCAGAUUUUUCAAAGCAAUGUCUCAGGCAUCAAAAUAUACCAAAAGAAAUCAUUUAAUAGACUGGUACAGCAGCAGAAUCUGCUUGAGCUGGGUCCUUCUGAAGAGAGACCUCAAAUGAAGAAAUCCCUGGGCAAUUAUACCCUUAAAGAGUAUUCACCUGACCCUCAUGGAUUCUUCAUACUGGCUUCAUACACCUGCCACGUGCCCUUUGAUUCAAUUGUUAUUCAGGUGUGAGAUCUUCUGACUUUUAAUUCUGUUCUUGCACUGUCUCCAGUUGCCUUGUCUAAUUGCAGCUGCUGUUGAUACUUGUAGCCUCUUUCUGGUUUGCACUGGCUUUGAAGGACUUAUUUUCCUUAAACAGGUUUAGUAAGUCUAAGUGGAAGUUUACAACUUGAAGCCUAAGGUUUCAGCAACUCUAGCUACAGUAAGCAAAUCAAGCUCAGUAAGUAAAGCUAAGCAAACAGCAUACUGAGUCACACAACGUUGUAACUCUAAACGAUUCAUUCUAUUUUAAAACUUACUUAUUUAAGCUGAAAUGGCUAAUAGCUCUAAACCUCGAGAGGCAUCCCUGCUUGAGGAGAGAGUUGCCUAUUGUGCAGUCCAGUUGCUGUCCAGGGAAUACUCAAAUUGGGCUCAUCCCACAAUUUGUUGUUGGUAAAAGAUUUGGUUGCUCCAAGAAGCAACCUAGAGAGACGUCCUUGCUCAAGGGGAGAUAGCCAUGCAGCCUCACUGCCAAGCAUGGAGACAUUAAAGAAGGCUGACAUAGACUGCCCUAUUCAUGGGAUAAAAUGGUUGGCUCCUAGUGAAAUUGCAUACAAUGGGAGAGAUAUGCACAAGACUCCUUGUAUCUGCAACUUCCUUUGUUUCUUUGUGGGAAAACCCACCUGCUAUUCAUGUAUUAAUCACUGAGCUCUGCUCCUGUGUGAGUUUUCUAGAGGAGUUCUUGGACCAGCUAUGGCUCAGGUCUUUGCAUCCCUUGGAGCUAGUACCAAACUCCUCCUAGUUUUGUUAAGACGGGUCAAGUGCAUCCAUCACAGAUGCUCAGACAUUGUCAUUGCAUUCCUCACAGGUUACUUGUUUUUUCUUCCAGUACCUUGUCCAGUAUUGCCUAACUGGUGAAUGAAAUUGCCUUGCCACUUGCAUUAUGUCUAUGUGUAACCUCACGUGUCAAACUUUUUCACAGAAGAAGCUUCUCAGAAGACUGACACGGGGGACCAAUUUCACCUCUGAAAGUUGAUGUAACUGUGGCUUCCAAAAUUAUGCCUGUGUAAAUAGCAGAACAAGCUUUAACUAAUUGUCCUUUCCAAGGCAAAGGUUUUAUGGUUUUGGAUUUGUUAGCAAUAAGAUAAAAUAGUGUACUUACUUGUUCUCAACUUCUAUUCAUAACAAACCUCAACUAAUAUUCAUAACAAACAGACAAUGUUGUUUAUUAUUAUAUACAGUCUAGGAUCAGCUUUUUUAUUGCAAGUUAGGAUAUACAAUGGCCUUAUCAGAUACGAAAUUAGUAAUUUAGUUUUCCCCUACCACCUUCAUGCAGAAGUCUUCUGUAGAAUUUAAGAAAUAGGAUAAAUUUAUGAUAUUUUUUUACUAGAAAUGUUAUACUACAAAUUUGAUUGUUCUGGUUUACUACUAACAAAUUCUGCUGUUACUGUCCUACACGUUCAUUCUUGUAAAUGCCAAGGACUUUGUUGUGUGUAGAUAUUACUAGUUCCAAACCUUAGAAAAAGCUAAAAAUGCUUAUAUUUUUUCAGUAGUUUUAUGAAACUUUUUCACUGUCUUCACAGAUUUUAAUGGUAGAAUGAUAUAUUUAUUGAAUGACCUGUCUGGCACUGAAAUCUGUUGUGUGGUGCAUACCUAUAGCUUCCAUAUUGAAAAGAGAAUUGAAUAGUUGUAUAAAGGUAGAAAUAGUUUUCGUGUUUCUGUUUCAAAUG